CGUAGCAUUCAGUACCGCAUAUCUUAUUUCUAAGGCUUCGGCCCGCAGAGUUUCGUCCUACGGGAAGACAGCUUUAUAGGAGCUACGACGCCCGGUUGGCUCGCGACAAUGCAGGUCAUUGCUGCGGGCUUAGUUGUCCACCUACUGAAAAGGAUACCCCGCAGGUAGGCAGCAGAGGUUGCACAAAUGGUUGGUUUUUUUGUUUGGGGGGUUGGAGGGUUUAAUUGACCUACCUUAGCAAACGGUUUUUCGAAAAUUUUGGACUUAAAAUUUUCCUUUCAUUGAGUAUUCGAAAUGGCGAGUGUUCCGUAUGAUGUUAUCGCGGCUUCGAAACCGUUCCGCUUCCUCGUCGGUCCCGACAAAAAGGAAUUUCUGAUGCACGCCGAGCUCGUCGGUCGCUUGUCGAAGCCCCUUUGGACAUUGGUUAAUGGCGAUUGGCAAGAGGGUAAGACGGGGCUUGCUGAGUGGCCUGAGAUUGAUGAAGGGACUUUUGUGAGGUUUUGCGAGUUUGCGUAUACGGGCGAUUAUAAGGCUGCUGAGUCGACUAUCGAGGUUCCUACGCCGGAGACGCUGGAGAAUGUUGGUUCAGGUGAUGCUACUACGUCCGAAACGGUUGUCGAAGAAACGGAGGCACAGCUAGCGACUAAUUUCGAAGAUGUUGAUAUGCACGCCAGUCCAGCACCAGAACCAGAACCGGCGAGGGCGGAGCCCUUUGGGGGUAUAUUCGCAAAAUCUUCGUCCAUAAAGGCGAAAAAGAAGAAAGUGCCAAGUCCUUAUACGUGGGCGGAGGAUGAUUUACCCCCGGAACCAUUGCAACCGUCACCGUCGAAGGGAAAUACCUUAUGGAAGGAGUUCAAACGAGGCGUUAGUGAUACCGAGCUGGAUAAGCGGCACAAGGAGCUAGCCAACGAAGACCCAAUGGAGAACUUCUCUGAAGUUCUCUUAUCCCACGCACGGCUUUAUGCUCUUGCCGACUGCUAUGACAUCAGCGAACUCAUGGAGUUGUGUCUUCGCAAGUUACAACGGACUCUGCGGGUAUUCAAGUUCCAUGGCGGGGCGAGAGUAACGGACAUCGCCCAAUUGCUCGACUACUCUUUUAAGAACACACAAGACAAGGCUACCGGGAAAGAUCAGUUGCGAAGCCUACUUGCGACUUACGUUGCCUGUCGUAUUGAAGUGUUAUGGCCAAACAUCUACUUCCAAGAUGUUUUAGAGUCGUCGGGUGAGGUGUCAAAAGCUAUAGUGGGACAACUCCUAAGGAGAGUGAACUAAGCUUGUGUAUGUGUAUGAGGGUUGAGUUAUGAGCUGAUAUUAUGUAUUAUCCCCUAACUUCUAUUGAGAUUUUCCGGUCUUAUCGAAAAUUGGUUUGUAUGUAAUGAUUACGAGGAUGGCAGGCUAUAAUUAUGAACGAUAUCUCGCCUAACUUUUUGUCUCUAUAUUUCAUUUACACCAUGGCUCCACCCGGAAUCCAUGAGGAACUAAGGACGUGAUUAUCUGUUGGUAAGUUAUCACCAAAAAAAAAAAUCACCUUCAAUAAUUCAUUCUCACUCUAUGGACUGCAGUAAAUUUAUAAUGACGUGCGAC
Messenger RNA from Hypoxylon trugodes, 1584 nucleotides. RefSeq lists its product as uncharacterized. Lineage: Eukaryota; Fungi; Ascomycota; Sordariomycetes; Xylariales; Hypoxylaceae. The transcript has 3 exons. Bases 295 to 1272 code for a protein of 325 amino acids. The record is from RefSeq and is a predicted model, not a curated record.